Molecule: messenger RNA, 2364 nt
Organism: Protopterus annectens (West African lungfish)
Lineage: Eukaryota; Metazoa; Chordata; Ceratodontiformes; Protopteridae
Product: extracellular calcium-sensing receptor-like
Exons: 5
Coding region: 1-2364 (787 amino acids)
Biological process (GO): G protein-coupled receptor signaling pathway
Cellular component (GO): membrane
Molecular function (GO): G protein-coupled receptor activity
Source: RefSeq, a predicted model, not a curated record
AUGAUAUUCUCUGUUGGCAGCGUUAAUAGUAAUCCAAACGUUCUUCCAAAUAUUUCGCUUGGCUUUAAUAUUUAUGACUCAUGUGCUGGAACAGCAAGGGCACUGGCCAGUACCAUGUCACUGGUGACAGGACGCAAAGCAGAAGUGCCAAAUUAUCGCUGUCACAUGAUGAUCCCACUGGCUGCUGUGAUUGGUGAUGGGCCUCCUCAGAACUCCAUCCACAUGGCUCAGAUACUGUCUCUGUAUGGUUACCCUCAGGUUACAUAUUCUAUCAAGGAAAAUGCUCAGAGUAGUAGCAGGCAGUUGCUGUCUACAUUUCUUGGGCUUGCUCAAACUCUUACAGCUUCCUCUUUUUGUAUACUUCAUGUGUUGGCACAUUUUGGUUGGAGAUGGGUUGGUAUCUUGGCAGACGAAAGUGAUUAUGGCUCACAGCACAGCCAGGGCAUAGCAGAACAGAUUUCCAGGUUUGGUGUUUGCCUAGCUUUUUCAGAAACCAUACCAGUAACAUACAAUGGGAAGAGGACACGCCAAGUUAUCAACAUAAUUAAGAAAUCAACAGCAAGUGUUGUUUUAGCAUUUUCCUAUGGAGAAAGCCUGCAGCCAGUAAUGGAAGAGAUUGCAAGAAGCAACAUCACAGAGAAACUGUGGAUUGCAGUUGAUGGAUGGUACUUCUCUGCCAUGUUUUCUAAUGGAAUAUUCUGGGAAACAUUAAACAGUACUAUUGGAGUUCUCAGCCGCAUUGAAGAGAUACCUAAAUUUAAAGAUUACUUCAAGUACAUUCAACCUUUUAGAUUUCCUAAUGAUAUUUUUAUUAAGGAAUUUUGGGCAAAAAAGUUUCACUGCGAAUGGCAAAACUAUAGUAAAAGUCCAACAGAUGUGAUAUAUGGAGCUGGACCCAAUGUUUGUACAGGAGAAGAGAAAUUACUUGACCUGAGUGUGGAGUCAUUAGAUUAUACAGUUUAUAAUGCAGUCAACAUUAUAGUGCAAGCAUUACAGGACCUACAUGCAUGUAUACCUGGGAAUGGGCCAUUUAAAAACAGAACAUGUGCAGACGUGCAUCAGUAUAAACCAUGGCAGUUACGUUUCUAUGUAAGAAAUGUACAUUUCCAAAAUGCUAUGGGUGAUGAAAUAUACUUUGAUGCUAGUGGAAAUCUGCCUCCAGCUUUUGAUAUCUACAACUGGCAUGUGACUCCGCAAGGCUUACCUAAAAAUAUCAAGAUUGGAAGGUAUCAGGUUACUUCUGCUGAAGAAUCCACUCUGUAUAUUAAUGAUGAGAUUGUGGUGUGGAAAGGAGGACAUCAGAAGGUUCCCAUUUCUAUCUGCUCUGCGAGUUGUUCUCUGGGUUACAGGAAAGCUGACCAGCGGGGACAACCAAAGUGCUGCUUCAUCUGUAUCCCCUGCUCAGAGGGUGAGAUCUCUAACCAGACUGAUUCAGUUGAAUGCAUAAGAUGCCUAGAUGAUCACAUGUCUAAUGAGAGACGAGAUAUGUGUAUUCAGAAGUCUGUGGAGUUCCUUGCUUAUGAAGACCCCUUGGGUGCAACAUUAGCUGCCUUUUCCAUUCUUUUUGCACUGAUGCCUACAGCCAUUCUAAUAAUAUUUUCUCUUUACAAGGAAACCCCCAUUGUUAGAGCCAACAACCGCGAGAUCAGUUAUUUCCUUCUUGUUGCCCUGGUGAUGUGUUGUCUCUGCUGUUUGAUUUUCAUUGGCCGCCCAAAUACAGUGACUUGUUUAAUCCAGCAAACUGUCUUUGGCAUUGUUUUUGCAUUCUGUGUUGGUUGUGUGCUGGCAAAAACCAUUACGGUGGUCAUAGCAUUUAAAGCUACAAAUCCAAAUAGCAGCCUAAAAAAAUGGGUGGGGUCUACAUUACCUAUUACCAUCAUCUUCUGUUGCACACUGUCUCAGAUUAUUCUGUGCAUGGUCUGGCUAUUGACAUCUCCUUCUUUUCCAGAAGCAAACAUGACAUACUUGAGCACAAAAAUUGUAAUUCAGUGUAAUGAAGGUUCCAUUGCUGCAUUCUGGUGCAUGCUGGGAUACAUGGGCUUGCUGUCUUGUGCUAGCUUUGUAAUGGCCUUUCUAGCUAGAAAGUUACCUGAUAGUUUUAAUGAAGCUCAGUUCAUUACCUUUAGUAUGUUGGUGUUUGUUACGGUCUGGAUCUCAUUCAUUCCUGCCUAUCUCAGCACAAAGGGGAAGUACAUGGUUGCCGUGGAGAUAUUUGCUAUCUUAUCUUCCAGUGCCGGUUUGCUCAGCUGUAUAUUUCUACCCAAAUGUUACAUUAUUCUGUUAAGGCCUGAUAUGAAUACCAAAGAAUAUCUCAUGGGGAAAGGAGCUCAUAGCAAUAAGAAAACAAAAACUGGUGACCAUUGA